AUGGUAUGCAAGCACAGUCAUCAGUCUGAGUUCCUUACGGCAGUUGAAGCACCAGCAGAGUUUUGUUCAAAUAUAGUCAUAAUUGCUCUCCAAGCUGAACUGCAUCCAAAAAAGAUAGAUCUGAAGCAAUAUGGUCACUUAACUGAUGCAAUUGGAAGAAUAAAUUUAACAUCUCAUAAAUCUGGAGCUACUCUUCCUAAGGUUGGUUUAGUUCAUGCUCCUUUGGCUACUCCUGAAAGCAUGGAUCUUGGCAAUGAAUAUGCUCAAGUUAAGGAUGCAGUUCACCUUUUCUCAGCAGAUAGAAAUGAUUAUGAGUAUGCUGUUGUUCAUAAUGCUUUACCUGACAGCAAGCCUCACCGAAUAAGAUCAUUAACUCGAAAACAUGGCAAUCGAGAAACUUUUGAUCGUGGCUCUGAUUCAGAAAGUGAGUGGAGUUCACUGGAACGUAGACAAAGAGAGGUCUAUACUAAAGCAAAUCGUAAACCCACCCCUCACAAGAAAACACGUAAAAAGCGUGGCAUACCUGUUGCUCCUCCUCGGAUCCCUUCAUUUGAGGGACCACUGCCUCCAGUCCCGUCAUUUCCUGGGGGUCAGAGGAUUGUGACUGCUCAAUCUCUUGAUCCACUUGAUAAAGUUCGUGGAAGUGGAAACAAUUCUUCAGAGGGCAGUGAUUUAUCUGAAGAGGAAGAUCCUCGUUAUAAAACUUCUCACCGUCUGAAAUACAAACACAAGCGUUCCUUUCGUUUGAGACGUAGAAAACAGCAAGGUCAACCACACCAGCAACAACAGCCACAACAAUCGGAAAAGUCACAACCUCAUCCUCCUCCUUUAGGAGAUUCACUUCAAUUUAGUGCACUUACUUCUGAUAAUGAUCUCUUCUCUCCUUCAUCAAAGUUAAAGUUAGAACAAUCUCUAACUUCUGUUCCUCCUCAUGAAGAUGAUUCAAGUUAUGAAGUAGCUUCACCUAGAGAUAAUACUACUACUUCUAGGGGAAAAACAGAGAAUGAUAAAACAGCAAAAAAGAAAGAAGAACGUAAAAAGAAUCGAGAAGAUGAAAAACAAGAGAAGCGGAGACUAAAAGAAGAAGAACGAUUAAAAAGGUUAACUGAGAAAAAGAAAAAGAAAGCAGCUCAGGGAAAAAGUGGUACUAUAACUCAACAGUUACAAGGUAUUGAAGACUUCAUGCAGUCUGAAGACAAUCCUACUCCAUUAUUUGUAGAGAAAUGUAUAAAAUUUAUUGAAGAAGAAGGAUUAGAUUCUGAAGGAAUUUAUAGAGUACCAGGAAACCGGGCUCACGUAGAUCUACUUUUUCAAAAGUUUGAUGAAGAUUCAUCAAUUUCCAUUAGAGAAUUGGAUAUUCCUGUUAAUGCUGUUGCAACAGCUUUAAAAGAUUUCUUUUCAAAAAGACUUCCUCCUCUCAUUCCACCAUGCCUAAUGAAUGAAUUAACAGAAAUAUCAGGUGCAUCAUAUUCUUCUUCUGGCAUUCAAGAUAAAAGUUGUAGGCUUUUUACAUUGAGGGAUCUCUUGAAAAAGCUCCCAACCUGUAAUUUUGAAGUUUUAAAAUUUGUCUUUCAGCAUUUUGUUAAAGUUGCAGACAAUUGUCGAUUAAAUAGCAUGGACAGUAAAAAUUUAGCCAUUUGUUGGUGGCCAACUCUGCUUCCUUUAGAAUUCAGUGAUAUGAUGAUGUUUGAAAGAAUGAGGCCACAUUUAGAAGAUUCUGUACAAACUAUGAUUGAUCAAUUCAGAUUUCUUUUUUGUGGAGAAGAAGAAGUUGUAAUGGUGUGAUUAGACAUUUAACAAAAGGGUUCUUAAUUUCAUGGCAAUUUUAAUUGCAACUUACAGCUCUAGGAGAUCUGUUGGAAUGCUGCUGUGCUGUCGGAAAGUUUUAAAGAAUGCUAUAGGUGGCAGAACCUGCCAAAUAUUUCAAUGGCUAUUGCUAUAGAGCAACCAGCAAAAAUUGUAUGCCUAUUUACUUUUACACGAAGCCCAUAGUCCUUUCACCUCAGUGAAGAAGCCAUAUCAGUGGUUUAAUCAUUUUAUGUGCUUUAAAUGACUGACAGCUCACCUAAUAUUAUUUAAUCAUUGCCUCCUGGUAAGCCAUUUACUCAUGUAUGUAGAUGACUCAAGUAUCUAGAAUUCUCUAGUGUUACAUAACGAGUAUGAAUGUGACAUUAUGGAGUGUUAAAAAAGUGAAUUUUUUAUGUUUUUUGUCAUGUCUCUCCAGAUCACAAUAUUUUUAUUUACAAUUAAUACAGUGCCAUUGGACAUUUUUGUGAGCUGCAUAGAAGAAAACGUAAGGCUGUGUUUUUGCUAUUGUAUUGAUACCAUCUGCACUGCUAUGAUUUUUCGUAGCUCAUUGUAUUCAGAUCUAAGUGUCACCGAGAUUAGUUCAUUCCUGAAAACGAUCUUGUUAUUUUCAUGGUAUGCAAGCACAGUCAUCAGUCUGAGUUCCUUACGGCAGUUGAAGCACCAGCAGAGUUUUGUUCAAAUAUAGUCAUAAUUGCUCUCCAAGCUGAACUGCAUGUAUGGCAGAGCAGCAUCACACUUUAAAAGUGGAGUGCGUUUUCUGUACAUUUGAUUGAAUUAUGUAAAUUUCGUUUUUGUACAAAGAUUCCAAAAAAAAAACAACAAAAAAACUGCGCACUAUCCUUUUUACAGCUUCCUACUUUGUUUUUUGUGUAUGUGAUAUUGUCCUUGAAAUGAUAUAUGUGGUAAAUGAGUUUAGGGUAUCUUGUUGUACAGAAAGGCUGCUGUUUGGUGAUGUGUACAGAGAAGCCAACAAAUGAAUGUUUGAUACCCUUGGUUCCUGAAUUUAGCACAAUUCUUAAUUUAAUACCAAAAUUUUUGCUAUUAAACAUGCAUUUUUGUAAUAGCGACAUAUCGGAGUGUAUGUAUUUAUAGUUUAAAACAAUAAUCAUUUAAAAAAUGGAUUAAAAAUUGUUUUAUGAAUAAACAAAAACUUUUCACUAGUCAUCAAACUUCUAUUGAAAUGUGUAUGAAUCUCAUGUAUAACAAGUUUUGUAAAAUUCGUUUUCAGAGAUCUAAAUUAUUUAUAAGUAUAUUUUGCAAAGGGAUUUGUUUUUAUAUCCCUUUUCCAAAUGCUACAUUAUCAGAAAAUUCAAAUUCAAUUGAUUCUGUCUUUUGACUUCUGAAAAGCAUAAGCUAUAAUUUAGUGAUCAUUGAGUUGCCUUACCCUGUGUAGUUGUUAGCUGUUAAACAACUACAAAAUCUAUACAUACAUAUAUAUGUAUAUAUAUGAAGGCAUGUGUAGGCUUAUUUGAAAAGUUUUUCUGAAGUUUUAUGCUUUUUUUAAAUAGUAGAAAUGCAUUAUUUUUAACACUUAUCAAAGUUUUCUAUUUAUAACUCCAAGGAAAUGUUUCAAUUUGAAAAAUUCAUUUUUUAAAUGACUUUUACAUGAAAUGAAUAGUCUUUUGUAAAAAAAAAAGUAUAGCUUUUAAUUCAUAAUUUUACUUAAGUAUUUUAAAAUAACAAUUUCCGUAUGUAUAACAAUGUUCAUAUUCAUUUUUUUCCUUAUGAAUUUUUUUUCUAAUGAGUUGAAAGUGUCAAUAUUAAUUUGUUGAUUCAAAAUGCAAAACCUGAUUUUUAAAAGAGAAAAAAAAUAUUUAGGCAUGUGAUAAAUUCAGUAAUUGUUCUGUUGGACAGAAAACUUGAAUUUGCUUUAUAUUUAAGUUGUCUUGUAGUAAUACACAUGUGUCAAUUGUGGUGCAUUUUACAGCUUUAUUAGGCUGCUGUAACCAAGAAAAUGUCCCUUUUAACUGUGAAAUUGAUUAUAUUGAUUGUUAUGUACUGUGUUUAAUAAUUUUUGAAGUUGACUUUAUCAUUGGUAAAACAAUAUUCUCCAAAAUAUCAAAGUUUAAUCUCUAUUUCCAAAAUUUAAUUAUAAUGCAUGUAGGGACAUAGCAACUCUUUCCUUGUUUGAAAGAUGAGUGUUUUAAUAUUCAAAUCCUUACAUAAGGGAAACUGUGUUAUGGAAGAUCAAAUCUAGUCAUUCAUAAUGUUAUAAAGCAAUUGUUCAUAGAAAAUUUGUGUUAUUUGUGGAAUAUGAUUUGCAAAAUAGGAAUAGCACCAAUAUCUGAAAAUAAAUUUUUUACUUUA
This is a messenger RNA of Uloborus diversus, 4116 nucleotides long. RefSeq names its product GTPase-activating protein pac-1-like. Lineage: Eukaryota; Metazoa; Arthropoda; Arachnida; Araneae; Uloboridae. Bases 1 to 1785 code for a protein of 594 amino acids. The transcript is spliced from 11 exons. The record is from RefSeq and is a predicted model, not a curated record. Gene Ontology annotation, biological process: signal transduction.